Molecule: messenger RNA, 639 nt
Organism: Ambispora leptoticha
Lineage: Eukaryota; Fungi; Glomeromycota; Glomeromycetes; Archaeosporales; Ambisporaceae
Source: the annotation of a GenBank genome assembly
AUGCUUCCUGCCAUCACAAGUUCCCAAUUAAUCUUUUCUCUGAUCAUUAAAAUUAACGAAUUUGACGACAUGUUUCUAAUUAGAAGCUUCGUUUUCUUUUUUCUUCGUCUUUGGUUUGCAAACGUAUCAUAUGUGAUCACUCUAGAUCAAGUAUUUUAUUACGAAUCGCGAAAUUUCGUUGAUAGGUCAGUUGAAGAACCGAAAAAUUUUACUGUUGAAUGGUCACCUUCUUUAGAUCUCGAAAAUAACUCCAAAAAACCACCGAAUGGUUUCAUUAGUUUUCGCGCCAAAUAUACGGAAAGUCUUAAACGACGUGGAAUUAAUCGUCCUAUGCAUAUCGUUAGUAAAAUGGCAUCUGCAGCGUGGAAAAAUUUAAACAACGAUGAAAAAGAAGCGUAUAAAUCUUUAUCAUACAAAGCAAGUGUUAGCAACUGGGAUUUAAAACUGAAUAAAAGAUCUAUGAAGCCGGGUAGCCAUAAACGGAAGCAAAAUAAAAAACCCAUCAAUAAAAGGUCAAGCGGACAACAGCUUUCUCAAGCUAUGAGAACCGACCUAAAUGGUAGAAAUUUGCAUUUUUCGGGUUUUAUUAUUGAGUUCAAUGAAUUAAAUUAUGAUCAGGCCGCAAUUUUCAUUGACUGA